AUGGGAGACGAUGAAAGUGAUAAUAAUAAUAAUAAUAAUAAUAAUAAUAAUAAUAAUAAUAAUAAUAAUAAUAAUAAUAAUAAUAAUAAUAAUAAUAAUAAUAAUAAUAAUAAUAAUAAUAAUAAUAAUAAAAAUGAAAUACUAUUUUGGAAAGUUUUUAGAAAUAUAUAUAUAUUUAAAUAUAUAUUUUCAAAUUUCAAAUAUUCGGAAUAUUCGGAAUAUGAUGAAUUAGAUUCAAUUGAUAAUAUCAUUAGAGAUUAUAAAAAUGGUAUUGAAAUAAUUAAAGAUAAAGUAAAAUCAAAUAGUUCUUUAUCUUUUGGUAAUACUAAAAGUUUAAAAAUUAUUUUUGAAAAUGUUAAAGAAACUGAAGAAAAUCAAUUAUUUUUAACUCAAUUUAUAAAUAAUUAUUGUUUAAAUUCAAAUCUAGUUGGAGAUAUUUUUAAUUGUAUAAUUAAAUCAUCGAAUUUAAUGGCAUUAACAUCAUUUAUUAAUAUUUAUAAAUCAAAUACAAGAUUUAAAUAUCAAGGUGUUUUAAUGAAAAUGAAUUUAUUUAUAGAAUUUAAAUUGGGUGAAUUAAUCAAUUUCUUAAAAAAAUUUGUUAAAAAUCGUCGGUAUGAUAUUAAAUUAAAACUAAAAAAAAUUGAAGAUUAUCAAUUUUCUGAUUUAGAAUUAAAUGAAAAUUUAUUUAUGCUUUUAAAACCAUUAAUAAAUUGGGAUACCAAAAACGAAAAUAUUAGAGAAUCAAAAUAUACUAUCAAUAAAAGAAAUGUAGUUUUAAAAUAUAUCCAUAUAUUUUUAACAAUUGGAUCCACUCAAGUAAAAAAAAAGUGA
Molecule: messenger RNA, 831 nt
Organism: Dictyostelium discoideum AX4
Lineage: Eukaryota; Evosea; Eumycetozoa; Dictyosteliales; Dictyosteliaceae
Exons: 1
Coding region: 1-831 (276 amino acids)
Source: RefSeq, a predicted model, not a curated record